AGACUAAGAUCAAAAUUGGACAACCAGCUUCAGAGUAAGAAAUUACAGCAAAAAUUGAAAUGUUGACUGAAGGGUUUGGUAAUCCCAAAGAGGAUAUUCUCCAGAACUCUGACGGCAGAGAAUUCUGUGAAUUUGGAGAUAAAUUGAAUAAAAAGUAUCAGACCCUUUUUAAAAGAAGACAAUAUAACUGUGAGGAAUGUGGACAAAGCUUUGCUUGGAGUACAGGCCUUAUUCAGCACCAGAGAAACCACUGGAAAAAACCCUAUGAAUGUGAUAAUUGUGGAAAGGUCUUUCGAAUGAGCUCAGCUCUGGUUAUGCAUCAGAGAAUUCAUACUGGAGAGAAACCCUAUCCUUGUAAUUGGUGUAUUAAAAGUUUCAUUCGGAGUUCAGACCUUAUUAAACAUCAAAGAGUCCACACUGGUGAAAAACCUUAUAAAUGUGAUGAAUGUGGGAAAGCCUUUAGUCAGAGUUCAGAUCUUAUUAUACAUCAGAGAAUCCAUACAGGAGAGAAACCUUAUCAAUGCAGUCAUUGUAAUAAAAGUUUUAGGCAGCGCUCAGACCUAGUUAAACAUCAGAGAAUUCACACUGGAGAGAAGCCUUAUACGUGUAAUCAGUGUAACAAACAAUUUAGUCAAAGUUCUGAUGUUAUAAAACAUCAAAGAAUCCACACUGGGGAGAAACCAUAUAAGUGUGAUGUAUGUGGGAAAGCCUUCAUUCAGAGCUCAGACCUUAUUCUGCAUCAGAAAAUCCACACUGGGGAGAAGCCAUAUCCAUGUAAUCAAUGUAGCAAAAGUUUCAGUCAGAAUUCAGACCUUAUUAAACAUCGAAGGAUCCACACUGGAGAGAAGCCCUAUAAAUGUAAUGAGUGUGGAAAGGCUUUUAAUCAAAGCUCAGUUCUUAUUCUGCAUCAAAGAAUUCACACGGGAGAAAAACCCUAUUCAUGUAAUCAGUGCAGCAAAACUUUCAGUAGGCUUUCAGAUCUUAUUAAUCAUCAACGAAUUCACACUGGAGAGAAGCCUUAUCCAUGUAAUCAGUGCAAUAAAAUGUUUAGUAGAAGAUCAGAUCUUGUUAAACAUCAUAGAAUUCAUAAAGGUGAGAAACCCUAUGAAUGUGACGACGACUGUGGGAAAACCUUUAGUCAGAGCUCCAACCUUAUUCUACAUCAGAGAAUCCACACUGGAGAGAAACCAUAUGCUUGUAAUUUGUGCAAUAAAAGUUUUAGUCAAAGUUCAGACCUCACUAAACAUCUGAGAGUGCACUCUGGUGAAAAGCCCUAUCGUUGUGAUAGUUGUGAGAAAACCUUCAGUCAGAGUUCUGACCUUAUUCUUCAUCAGCGAAUUCACACUGGAGAAAAACCAUAUCCAUGCACACAGUGCAGCCAAAGUUUCUGUCAGAACUCAGACCUCAUAAGACACCAAAGAGUCCACACUGGGGAAAGACCUUAUAAAUGUAAUGAGUGUGGGAAGGCUUUCAGUCAGUGCUCAGCUCUCAUCCUGCAUCAGAGAAUCUACACUGGGGAGAAACCAUAUCCAUGUGACCAAUGUAGCAGAAGCUUUAGUCAUCGCUCUGAACUCAUUAAUCAUCAAAAAAUCCACACAGGUGAAAAAAUCAUAUAAAUGUGAUGCGUGUGGGAAAACCUUCACUAUAGGAAUAGAUCUCACUGAUCACCAGAAGAUCCACACUGAGGACAAGAUGUACCAGUGUGUUCAGUGCAGCAUAAGUUUUAGCCAAUUCUCUGAUCUUAUUAAUCAAGAGAAACUCCAUUCUGGGCAAGACAGUUUAAAUAUGAUGAAUGGGGAGAAACCCUUACUAUAUACACCAACUUUAUUCAGUUCCAGAGACACUAUACCAGAACAAAAAUCUUAUGAAUGCUAUUGAUGACCAUGAAAAAGGUAUUAAUCAAUAUUUAGCUCUUAUGCUCAAUUUAAAAACAAAACCCACUGGAGAGAAAACUAAAUCAGUUUUUAUAAUGACAAUUUAAUUUGAAGCCCAUACAUUACUAAAAUUAAGAAAAAAAUCUGAGGAAGAGUUCUGAGAUUUGUGGGAAACUCUUCAGUGUGAAUAAUUUUUUUUUUUACCAAUUGUCUGUUAGCAACAAUAGAAAGAAAUUCUAUCUUUGCUAUAAUGUAAGAAAAGCUGUCUUUUAUUCAGACAUAUUCCACAAAAAAGGAGUUGUAUCAUUGUAAGAAAUAUAUAAUAACAUUUAAUGCAGAAGUUAUCAAAUAUUUUAAAACUCAGUGUGUAGAGGUGUUUAAUCAAAACUCAAAAGGAAAUGUAUUAGUUUUAGAAUCUCAAAUCUUUAGUGAGUCUAUAUUACCAAUGGUAUAUAGGAAUUA
Molecule: messenger RNA, 2336 nt
Organism: Ictidomys tridecemlineatus (thirteen-lined ground squirrel)
Lineage: Eukaryota; Metazoa; Chordata; Mammalia; Rodentia; Sciuridae
Source: RefSeq, a predicted model, not a curated record